Messenger RNA from Aspergillus piperis CBS 112811, 318 nucleotides. RefSeq lists its product as uncharacterized. NCBI's taxonomy places the organism in Eukaryota, Fungi, Ascomycota, Eurotiomycetes, Eurotiales, Aspergillaceae. The transcript has a single exon. The record is from RefSeq and is a predicted model, not a curated record. The annotation marks the transcript as partial.
GAGGGAGAUCUGGAGGGAACACCCUCCCACCAUCACCAGACCUGCAGGAACUACUGCAACAUUGCGCACAAAGCACCCGUAAUCCCUGCCACUGGACAAGCUGAAGAUGCUAUCAUUGGUGGUGGGAUGAUGGGCGCUUCGGCCACGACGAAUCCGAGCAGUCGGCCAGCCAUGAUGGGCGACAACGGACGGACUCGGGAGGCAAGCGUGCCAAUCAGCAUGGGGGUAAGAUCUUUGUGUCUGCAAAGAACCGCCCUCCAGCCAGAGAUUGAAGCUCUGUGUGAUGGGGGAGGUGUUCGUGUGAUUGGCAGGCUCUAA